Beauveria bassiana ARSEF 2860 is the source of this 1692-nucleotide messenger RNA. RefSeq names its product sodium/hydrogen exchanger family protein. Gene Ontology annotation, molecular function: antiporter activity. Bases 1 to 1692 code for a protein of 563 amino acids. The transcript is spliced from 3 exons. Lineage: Eukaryota; Fungi; Ascomycota; Sordariomycetes; Hypocreales; Cordycipitaceae. Gene Ontology annotation, cellular component: membrane. Gene Ontology annotation, biological process: proton transmembrane transport. The record is from RefSeq and is a predicted model, not a curated record.
AUGUCGGAGAGCAAGCACUCGAUGCGCUUAGCUUCUACGCCGUACCACGAACCCGAAAUCUUAACCAUUCUCAUCCAGUCAUCGUUCCUGCUUCUCCUCAAUGUCGUCAACUUUUUGCUAGACAAGGCUGUUUACUGCGGCCUUUUGGGGCAAGUUUUUAUCGGAGUCGCCUGGGGCACGCCGGGCGCGAAUUGGAUAGGCGCCAAUGCCGAAAGUGCCAUUGCUCAGUUGGGUUAUCUUGGCCUAUUGCUUCUGGUCUACGAAGGCGGCUUAUCUACAUCCCUACCCUCUCUCAAAGCCAACCUUUUCUUGUCCCUCUGGGUAGCGAUAACGGGAAUAAGCUUGCCCAUCGGGCUGUCCUUUGUUUUGCGACAUGUAAUUGAGGCUUCGCCGCUACAGUGCUUUGCUGCAGGCGCGGCAUUGUCCUCGACUAGCCUGGGAACUACCUUUACGGUACUGAGUACCAGCGGCUUGGCACAGUCCAGACUCGGGGUGGUCCUGACGAGUGCUGCAAUGAUGGACGAUGUGAUUGGGCUAGUCAUGGUACAAGUCAUAUCGAAUUUGGGCCAGGACAGCGGCUCCUUGAAUGCGAUUAUUGUGGUGCGGCCUCUUUUAGUGUCAGUUGGGUUCGCUGUUGUCGCGCCUCUGAUCUGUCUGUUUCUUGCCUCGCCUACAACCGCAUGCCUCAACAGACGCCGGAGAAGCAACCCACAAGGCAAUCUGAACAAGGCUAUGAGUUCUCGUCAAACACCAUUCGUACUUCAUACACUCAUACUAAUCGGCUACAUUACUGCUUCCAGCUAUGCCGGUACAUCGAAUCUGUUCGCUGCGUAUAUUGCCGGAGCCUCAAUCAGUUGGUGGGACUCGGAAGUUGAUCAUGUACAAGUUGCAAGUGAGCAAGAACCUACCAAUGCAGCAGCAGACGCAACGGGCUCGACGAGCUCAGUUAUCUCGUCAGCCGACGCCUCCGGCCUUGGCACAUAUAAUAGGGUAUAUUCCGCGACAGUCGAGACAGUGCUGCGGCCAUUCUUCUUCGCUUCCAUUGGAUUUUCGAUACCAAUCACCGAAAUGUUUACUGGCGAGAUCGUUUGGAAGGGGCUGGUGUAUACACUCUUGAUGGCGCUUGGAAAGCUAUUCUGCGGAGUUUGGCUACUCCGGCUUCCCAGAAAACUCACGCGCGCAGCAAAAAUGCCACUUCAGAGACGUGGCAAGAAGGUUUCUAGUUCAAAAGGCAAACUGUCCGGCAAACCCCCCACGGAAACCGCUGGGCCUAUGCUCAGCGCUGGAGAAGCAGCUUCUCAUGCCAGUGGUCAUGACGUCUCCACGGCUAGUCAAGUGCUGUCGCGCACAAAUAGAUCCAAGCAAGUGUCCAAGGAUACCAGACCAGCCGGUGUCAAGCCACGGUCAGUCUAUCCUGCCUCCAUUCUUGGCUGCGCUAUGAUGGCCCGAGGAGAGAUUGGCUUUCUCAUUUCGUCUAUUGCCGAGAGCAAGGGGAUAUUCACCAACAAAGCAGACACGGGUCCUAACUCGAAGAUUUUCCUCUGUGUCACUUGGGCCAUCAUGUUAUGCACAGUCAUAGGCCCAUUGGCUGUUGGGCUGCUUGUCCAACGCAUCAAGAAGUUGGAAAGGCAGGUAGAGAAAAGCGGUGGGCAGGUCAAGGGCGACGUGCUCGGUGUUUGGGGUAUAACUUAA